AUGGAGCCGUCCAACAGUAUCCAGAGCCUUGUCGAAUCGAUUGAUGACGACCAUGUCUUCAAGCUCACAGAAAUGACCAAAAAGCGAGUGGAGCACAACAACCCGGCACAGAAACGACCGCGCGUGGCCUCUCUAUCAACAAACGACCCCUCUACAGCACUUCAAUUCAUACCGUCGGAAAAGUCGCUUCAGCUGUCAAACCAAUGCAAGAGUUCCCUCGAAGCGCGGUAUUCGGAGCUAUUUCGGUCGAUCAAGGCUGGUCACCCAGUGAACCGGUUGCAAAAGUUGAGGGAGGUGCUUCCACGAGUCAAAGCAACAUCCACGCCCAGGUCAGGCAACGACGGGAAGGUCUCCAUGGAUGCAGGACACUCACGCCCACGGCGAUCAAAGCACGACAAGUAUCGGUUCGUGGACAAGGUCGAGGAGCUGAGCUGUAUUUGGGAUGUGGAUCGCAUGGUCAAGGAAGCGGAGGCAGCGGAGGCGGCAGCAUUAUCUCGACUGCCAACAUUGAGUAGCGAUGGCUCUCAAUCUCAACAGCAUCUCCACAGGGCCACGAACGGACGUUCUCAGGACUCUCUCCAGCAGCAUCUGUCAUCUACGUCAAUGGAAAGCUUUGGUGUCGAGCACUCUACCUCUGGAGACUCUAAUGGACCACCAAUAAUGAGCGACAUCCAUCAACAACAGCACCAGCUGCAACAGCGACAGCAGCAGGAGAGUUCCAAUGAGGUUGCAAGGGAGCAUAGCAACGACCAGGCAGGAUUAUCACCCCUCAGCACAAUAUCAUCUUCUACGAAUCCAGGCUAUGCUCCCGGAUCAUCAUACUCGUCCCUUGAGCCAAUCUCUAUCACCCAAGCAAAGGACGUCCCUGAGGACUCUAGACCUCAAUUUUCGGAUAGUGUGGCCACAGGUCCUCCUAUCCAGUCGAACAUGCCUAAUCAAGGUCCUUCCUUAUCGGAUGUAUACAAUGGCUAUGGAUCGGGUCUGGAGCAACCGGCUGCGGGGACCCCGUCCUCAAAACGAAACUCUUUUCUUGCAAUGUUCAAUCCGAACGACCCCAACAUCAUGCUGACGGACGACGAGACAGGAGGUCACUGGGCCCCGCCUGCUCAGUGGGCAGAAGGCGAGCGCUUGGAUGAGAGUCAGGAUGAAAGCGACAGUGUAGGCAACGCAGCUGCAGCUAAGCGCUCUUCACUGCGCCGUUUCACCGACAAGAUGAUGUGGAAACGAGGCCACAAGCCACUCUCCGUUAUUCAGCAAGGAGAGUUCCCCACCUACAGUCCUACUAGCCCAGCGAACGGGAAGCUGCUGUUUUCUGACGGCAACAAGUCGCUGGGCAAGAAAUUGGAUCCUGCGCUUGCUCAUCUCCAGGGUCAGCCUAGUGGGCGCAUGUCGUCCAGUCAACCCUCUUCUAGCAGGAACUCACUGGAUGGAGCCCAGCGUCCCAAGAAUAUCCUUAGGGUCAUGAGCAGCAGUUCUUCGCCAGUUUUGGAGGGCAUCAAGACUCCAGAUGGUGCGAAUGCAGGAUCACCCAGAGUCGGCCCUCUCCCAAACGCACACGAAUCUACAAGCAGGCUCGACAAGCCAACUAUGCUCAACCCAAUCAGGAGUGAAAAGGCACCAGUGCCCAAUCCAGCCGCCAGGGCAGACAGGUCCCCUCUGCUGAACGCAACACCCGUCGACAAGUCGCCACUUAUAGCACCAGUUCCCGGACUCUCGGGAGACGAGCUUGUUGGCAACGCUUUCAACCCCGAUGGCUCUCAGGCUGUUCCAGUGGCGCCACAGCUGUUGAUUGAGAGCGACCGGAUACCAAAGCGGAUGCUCCAGCGUUUGAAACAACGACCCGACCUUGCCUUAGUUGACUGGGCAUCUGAAACAGUUGACUUGAGUCCAUUGUUGACGUCGCAGGAGCCACUGCCAACAUACAACGAGUACUUGGGUAUCUCGUCGGCGAUCAAAAAGUCCAACAUCUACCCCAGCCAUCUCAGCAACAUCGAUGUCCUGGAUAUUCAUUUGAUACUGGGUCUAGAAGAGCGUAGGGAUGUGGAUUCCAAGAACCAUGCACGGAAAUGGGACAUGCUGGAGCUCCGCCUGGACCAGGAGCAAGACCAUAGUGAGAAGUGGAUCAAGGAGAUUGUGGCGUGGUCGAAUAAGAAGUACGAUUCGAUUGAGCGCCAUCAGCGAGCUGAGCAUCCAGAAGCUUACUGGCCCAUCUCUGACGAUGGUCCUGUGGUCGAGGAACUCGAACAAGAAGCUGUGGGAGAGGAUGAUGAGUCGCAAGUAUUCUUGAGAGUGAGCGACGCGGCCAAGCAUCACAGGCUCAGACCUACACUUACGCCACAUAUCGUACCUCUGGAGACUUUGAAGGCACGGAAUCAACAGCAGGACUUGUCCCUUACGUCGACACGGGAGAUGGGAGGAUCGAUGUCGUCGAUCCAUACGUCGGUCACCCUGACCUUCAAGACCAGUCUGGAGUCGACUCGGGAGUCAGUCAAGGAGAUGCGGGUGAUGCUGGCGGACUGUCGACAGCGUCUCCAGCAGCUUCGUGAGGCCACGGGAACACAGUUGAGGGAGAAAGAGCCAAUUUUCAAGGAGGUUGUGGACAAGUUCACGGCCGAGUGGAACGAAUCGUAUUUCGUCAAGCUGAAGGAGGUCGAGGAUCAGAUCCAGGUGAUGAACCUGAAGAGGAUUGAGAACCCCUGGAUGGAUAUUCUGUUGAUCAUGCUGUCGUGGGUGAUCCGAGGGCUAUUCUACAUUGUUGAGGGUGUCACGAUUAUGAUUAUUAUUGUGAGGCAUACGUGGAGCAAGGCCAAGCAAGGAUACGGGAUGGUACGCGAUGCGAAGCGAGGAUAUGAGCUGACGAAUACCUCGAGGCUCUUGGGCGCUGCUGGGUCGUCUGCAGAGUCUGCGGUUGCUGCGGAGAAGAAGGGGGACGCGUCGGCGGAAGAUACUAGUAGUCAUAGCCAGGACAAUCAGCCACCAGCCAAGGUUGUAGGAGCAUGGUAG
This is a messenger RNA of Linnemannia hyalina, 3003 nucleotides long. Lineage: Eukaryota; Fungi; Mortierellomycota; Mortierellomycetes; Mortierellales; Mortierellaceae. The record is from the annotation of a GenBank genome assembly.